Molecule: messenger RNA, 1188 nt
Organism: Pygocentrus nattereri (red-bellied piranha)
Lineage: Eukaryota; Metazoa; Chordata; Actinopteri; Characiformes; Serrasalmidae
Exons: 9
Coding region: 133-1188 (351 amino acids)
Biological process (GO): response to bacterium
Source: RefSeq, a predicted model, not a curated record
CAGUUGGGGCAGGAGUUUAAGGAUGUGGUAACAAAGUUAGCAGACAAAAAAGCCAUUUCAAACAAUUUGAAAUGGGAUCUAAACAAAGAUUUUUCUCUGACUAUUAAAAACAUUUCUGAAGAUGAUGAAGGAAUGUACUUCUGUGGACAAAAUGAUGGGGUCAUUUUUACGUUUUUUAAUGUGAUAUUCUUGGCUGUGACAGAUCAACCUCAAUUAAACAUAUCAGUGCUCCAAACUCCAGUACGGGGGUCAGUUUCUCCAGGAGAGUCGGUCACUCUGCAGUGCACGGUCCUCUCUGAGAUCAGAGCAGCAGAUCUCCGAGUGCUCUGGUUCAGAGCUGCUGCAGGACAAUCCUUUCCUGAAAUCAUUUACACUCAUCAGAACAGCAGCAGCCGUCAGUGUGAGAUCAGCUCUUCUACAAACAGCUCUGUGUACAACUUCUCCAAGAACAUCCUCGACCACGACCAUACUGGAACUUACUACUGUGCUGUGGCUGCUUGUGGGAAGAUCAUUGUUGGGAAUGGAGCAGCAGUAAAACUCAAGGGGCCUAUGGAUCCUGUUAUAAUCUUUCUGGGAGCAGCUUUGGGAGUGUGUGUGGUUGUGAUCGCUGCUGAAACCUUUAUAAUCUGUAAGAGGAGAAACAGUGACCACGGCAGUGGGAGAAAACAACAAGGUUCAUCAGCAGAGAACACAACCAGUCAGACUGCUGAGAGUCUGAAUUACGCUCCCAUCCAUUUAAAAGAGAACAAAGCCAAACCUGGACGAGUGAAGAGAGAACAGCCUGAAGACAUUGUUUACUCUCAAAACAUCCUCGACCACAACCAUACUGGAACUUACUACUGCGCUGUGGUGGUUUGUGGGAAGAUCAUCUUUGGGAAUGGAACAUCAGUAGAACUGAAUCAUCCAAUGCAUCAUCUGCAUUUGCUGGUUGUUGUCAUGGGAGUGGCACUGGGCUUGAGCUUAAUGUGGAAUAUCUGGAGCUGGAGGAGAGGGAGCUGCAGCGGCAAAACAUCUCAGUCUGUCAUUCACAGUUUCUCAGAGGAGCUUCAAGUCCAGGACUCUGACUCUGAGGAGUUUGAUUUCACUGCAUUACGUUUCUCUGAGAAGAUGAAGAGAAGAGCGCUAAAGGAGAAAGUUUUCACCCGAGUGAGAUUCUUCCCUGUUUCUGACUACAGAGCAAUUCAGUAA